AUGAACGAAAUUAUAAUAACAGGAGAUAUCCCACUGAAUGGAUACUACAAUAAUCUAACGCUUUUCAAUGUUACUGUCCUACAAUGCGCAUCAAUUGGAAAUUACGCUUUUCAACAUUGUACUAAUCUCAAAGAAAUCAAAUUUGAUACUGAACUCUCAAAUAUUUCUUUAGGAUGCUUUAAAGAAUGUAGUUCCCUUCAAAAAAUUACGCUUCCUCGAAAUUUGAAAUUUAUAAAUGAUGAAGCAUUUUAUUAUUGCAAUAUGCUUACAGAUAUACACAUACCAGAUACAGUUGAAGAAAUUGGUACAUCAUGUUUUCAAAAUUGCCAAAAUCUAAAUCAAAUUAAUUUUCCUCAAAAUCUUAAAAUAAUAAAAGAAAAUGCUUUUAAUAGUACAGGAUUGCUUUCUCUAUCAUUUCCAAACAGUCUAAUUGCGAUCGGAAGUUAUGCAUUUACAAAUUGUUAUUUUAUACACGAAACAACUUUUAAUGACAACUUAAUUGAACUUCCUGAGUCAUGUUUUGAAAACUCAUUCAAUAUGAUUGCUUUAAAUCUUCCAGAAAAUCUUAGAGUUAUCAGACAAAAUUGCUUCAGAAAUUGUUCAAUUAAAUCGAUUAAUUUUAAAACUAAACUUACAGCUAUUGAAAGUUAUGCAUUUUCUAACUGUGUUCCUUUUAAAGACUUAAAUUUACCAACUUCAUUGGCAUCGAUAGGAGAUUCAUGCUUCAAUAAUUGCGAUGGAAUCGAAAAUUUGAUUAUCCCUUCCAAUUUGGUUGUUAGAGGAAAUCAAAGUUUUUCAAAUAUUUUAAAUCUAAGUAGAGUCACAUUCCAGAGUGGCAUCGACAUAAUUUUUAAAGAAGAAUUUGCAAACUGCACAAAUCUUAAAGAUAUUGAGUUGCCUUCAUCAUUAACUACAGUUCGUGAGAAAGUUUUUUUCAAUACAGGUUUAAUUUCUGUAAAUCUCCCAGCAAAUGCAAUAAAUUUUGGUUCAUCAGUCUUUAAAAAUUGCUAUAAAUUGAAUCAAGUAACAUUCAGUCCAGAAACAAAGAAUUUCUCAGAAUCAUGCUUUGAAAAUACAAUUAUUACAGGUGUUUUAAAUCUUCCUCAUGGUUUGGAAACAGUUUCAAAGAGUUGUUUUAGAAAUACUUCUAUUUCAUCCAUUAAAUUCCCUACAACUUUAUCUCUUAUUUAUGAAUAUGCUUUUUAUAACUGUUCAAAAUUGGCCAUAUUGACUUUUCCUAAUAUAAUAAUAUCAAUGGGGCCAUAUUGUUUUGCAGGAUAUAAUCUUAUAGAAGAGCUGAUUAUACCAUCUUCUUUCGAUUCUGGCAGAUAUUUUAAUUAUUAUUAUGGUUAUUAUUAUUAUGAAGGCAAAUACUAUAGCUCUUAUUAUUGGAGCCGCUAUUCCUGCAGAUAUCAUUGUUUUGAUGGAAAUAGAAAUCUUAAAAAAGUAGAGUUUGAAGAGGGAAUUACUUUUAUCUCUGAUUGUGAAUUUUCAAACUGUAUUAGCCUCAUAGAUGUAAAGCUACCUCAAUCUCUUUCUUCAAUUGGAGGAUUUACUUUUAAUAAUACUGCAAUAACAAAGAUUAUUUUACCCAAAAAAACUCUUUCUUUUGGAUAUGGAGUAUUCGCGAAUUGUUCUUCGUUAAAAGAAUUUAAACUUAGUAAUUUGACAGUAUUACCUGCAUUUUUCUUUCAAAAUUCAUUUAAUUUUUCAACUUUGACACUCCCAUCAACAGUAUAUCAAAUUGAAGUUCACUGUUUUGAAAAUUGCAAAUUAAAAUCUAUUGAAAUUCCAUUAUCGAUACGCUACAUAUAUGAAUUCGCAUUUUCUAAUUGCAUUACUCAAAAUUUAUUAAUAAUUCCUGAUUGCACAAUAUGGAUUUAUGACAAUACUUUCAGUGGAAUAUAUUGCAAUGAAGAAUUUAUUGUCAAAACAAAUAUCAUUAUUGCUGGUAGCAACUGCUUCAAAAAUUGUAGAAACAUAAGAAAAGCUAAAAUUGAAGCUGGAUUUACAAGAGUCCCAUACGGGAUAUUUUGGGAUUGCAUAAAUCUUGAGGAAGUUGAGCUCCCAGAAACAAUCCAAUCGAUCAAAGAUAAUGCAUUUAGGAAUACAAAACUCCGAUCAAUUAUCAUCCCUAGUGCUGUAACUUCAAUUGAUUAUGCUGCAUUUAAAGAUUGCUAUCAAUUGAAAACAGUGUAUAUGACCAAUAAUGUAAAUUUUGUUGGGGCAUCCUGCUUUGAAAAUGAUCAAAAUUUAGACAAUUUAACUCUGACUCAAAGCAUCACUACAAUUUCUGGAUAUUGCUUUAGGAAUUCAUCAAUUCCUUCCUUUAAUUUACCAUCAUCAGUAACAACAAUUAGUAUGCAAGCAUUUGAGUAUUGUAUUACUCCAAAGAGAUUAGUUGUUCCUGAACAAAUAUAUACAAUUGAUUCUUUUGCAUUUCAUGGAUGUAUUAAUCUCAGCUAUAUUGAAAUUCAGGGAUAUACAUAUUUGGCAUACUCAGUAUUCCUUGAAUGCUUAAACUUAACAGAACUUGUAAUACCAAAUAAAGUUCAAAUUGGUUAUGAUUGCUUCAAAUAUUGUACGAACCUUCGAUCAGUUAAUAUGAGUAGAACAUAUUCAUUCGAUUAUUCCUAUAUUGAAUCAAAUGCUUUUCAGAACUGUACAAACUUAGAGUAUUUCGAUAUGCCAGAUGUUAAAUACAUUGGUGAUAUGGCAUUUAUGAACUGUGAAAAUAUUUGCAGUAUUAAAAUUCCAGGUUAUACAAUUCUUUGGGAUUCAUGUUUUGAAAACUGCAUUAGGUUAAUAUAUCUCUAUCUGGGAGAUUUAAUUAGUUAUCAUUAUCAUUGCUUUUAUAAUUGUAAUAGAAUUAAAUAUGUUUUCAUAGAUUCAAGUUUUGCAUAUGAUGCAAUAGAUCCAAUAUUUUUACAUAAGGUUUCCAUAAUAGUAUCAAUGGCUUCAGAAAAUGAAUACGAUGACAUUUGUGAAAGAUUAUCUUCAUAUGCGAAAAGAUAUUAUAUGAUAGGAUUGGAAUCAGAAUACUUUAGUGAAACUUGUUCAAUUCCAAUCCUUCCACCUCCAAAUUUAUCCUCUCUACAAUGCCCGAAAACUUUUCCAGCAUCUCCAUCAUUUGGUUACGAUAGAUCUUUUCACCGGCAUCACUUUGAAAUGUUUUGUUUAGGUUUGUUUUAA
This is a messenger RNA of Trichomonas vaginalis G3, 3192 nucleotides long. RefSeq names its product leucine-rich repeats (6 copies)-containing protein. The transcript has a single exon. The coding region runs from base 1 to 3192 and encodes 1063 amino acids. NCBI's taxonomy places the organism in Eukaryota, Parabasalia, Trichomonadida, Trichomonadidae. The record is from RefSeq and is a predicted model, not a curated record.